AUGUUCAGCCUCUUCACCCUCUGCCACCUCGCCGCCACGUCUCCGCACAAGACGGUUUGCGACGGACGAGCGUGCCGUCCGGGCGAGGGAAAUGCCCAGGGCAUCACACACGGCUCAAACCCAUACGAUAUCCGAGGCGGGUCCCUCAAGUUGAACCCUCACGAGCCGGACCCCGCCUCGCCGCUGUACGCACCGCUCGCGGCCGCGGCGAAAGAUGCUGCUUCCAAAGGACUAGUGUACAUGUGCGCCGCCGAUUAUGACUUCCGCGAGAUCGCGAGCAAUUGGAUGCGAGCAUUCGUGAGGCUCGGCCUAAAGAAUGCUCUCGUGUACGCUCUCGACGCCGAGGCGCACGCGCACCUGACAGCGCGAGGCGUUCGCAGCGUCGACGGCUCGCUUGCCAUGGCCGACUUCAAUCGCACGCGGCUGGCGAGGCACAUUCAGCGAGCAGAGGCGGAGCGGCACCUCGCCGCCGCCGCCGUGGCGGCGAGCGGCGUCGACGUGCUCCUGAUGGACUGCUCUCAC
Emiliania huxleyi CCMP1516 is the source of this 522-nucleotide messenger RNA. RefSeq lists its product as hypothetical. NCBI's taxonomy places the organism in Eukaryota, Haptophyta, Isochrysidales, Noelaerhabdaceae. The record is from RefSeq and is a predicted model, not a curated record. The annotation marks the transcript as partial. The transcript has a single exon.